CAGUUAAGGCUCGAAAGCAGUGCGCAAMUUACUGAARGCUAUUUCACAUCGUCUAAAGGUCCUUAACAAAGGACGAACAACUUCCAAAACGUCAAUAAAACAGUGGGCAACUUCAUAAUGCAUGCUACAAAUCUGUUGGUACUCGUUUUCAUUCCCGCCUCAGUUCUGGGCGACGAAUCGCGUCUACCGCUACCACUAAAGUGUCUCAGGGAAUAUAAAAAGGUUGUCAGUCUCAUUGGAGGUGAAGAUGAGCAUUGCUUGAGACUCCAGUUGAUUGCAAACUGUUUUUCGGAAAGACCUGACGACUCUGAUGCAGUCUUAGAUGACAUGCGCUAUUUGUUCACGCAAGAACUCCUGUUCGUCAAGAAACUGGCAAUCUGUCCUGAUGUUGACUUUGCAGAGUUAAAGAAAAUCACAGACAAAACUGAUGUCGCUCAGAAACACAAGUACCUUGAUAGCGUUGAUGAGGAUCAUUGGGAAGAAUGCGCUGCUACAGUCCACAAAACAUGCAUCAAAAAGUACUUAUCUCUGCUGCGCGAUGGCAAGCUCUGCAAUGAUGUGGAUGCUUGGAUUGAUUGCUAUGACGAGGAAGCAAAGCGGGCAAGCUGUUCAGCGGUCAUACUCGAUCACUUUCAGAAAAUGCUGAAGGUGGUUGGAAAGAGCGUUGUGAAAUCAAUACGUAGAUUCAUGGGUGCCGAAUGCUCCAAGACUGAGCUUUAAGCUAUAUACAAUCACCCACAUACUUAUUGAAGAUAAAAUACAAAAAAAAAAGAUAC
This is a messenger RNA of Exaiptasia diaphana, 776 nucleotides long. RefSeq lists its product as uncharacterized. The record is from RefSeq and is a predicted model, not a curated record. Lineage: Eukaryota; Metazoa; Cnidaria; Anthozoa; Actiniaria; Aiptasiidae. The transcript is spliced from 5 exons. The coding region runs from base 118 to 720 and encodes 200 amino acids.